Messenger RNA from Cyprinodon tularosa, 4241 nucleotides. Its product is annotated as proteoglycan 4. The record is from RefSeq and is a predicted model, not a curated record. NCBI's taxonomy places the organism in Eukaryota, Metazoa, Chordata, Actinopteri, Cyprinodontiformes, Cyprinodontidae. The coding region runs from base 184 to 2646 and encodes 820 amino acids. The transcript has 5 exons.
UCCUGAAAAGCUUUGUAGAGUCAGACCUGCCUGUGGCGCACUUCUACCUGCUGCGUUACUGACAGCGAGGAGCAGCAACUUUGACUUUGUUUUAGCUCGGAUUGACCUUUGACAUGAACAGGUGAUUCCUGCCAAAGGUUAGAAAAAGUCCUUUUCUUCAGUUUGAACCAGUAAACGUCAACAAUGAAGAAGGGACUGCAUUUUCUGGGUCGAAAGAACCAAUCUCUUUAUGACACCAACAUUAAAAUCCAGGACAGAGACAAUAUUGAGUUAGUGCUGGAUUCAAAAUCUGCAGUCUUCGAAUCGGGUACUGCUAAGGUGAAAGCCAGACCCACCGUCAAGCAUCACACUUCCUCGUUGGAAGCUUUCCAAGGAUUUGCUGUACCAACUCCUACUGUUCCUGAUCUUCCUCCUGCCAAUGGCCCAAAGAUCAAUGGGACAGCACCAGGCCAAGAAGAGAAGAUAUUUGUCCCUCCUCCUCCUUCAAUGGCCCCUCCACCGCCUCCAGUGGAUUUCAUUCCACCUCCGCCAGACUUCAUGGGUGACUUAAACAGCUUAGACCCACUGGCCCUCCAGCCUCCGUCUAUGCCAGCUCCAAAGCCACCAUCUCUGGUGGAGGAGGAUUUGUCCAUCUUAAAACCACCGCCAAUGGCACCUCCAAAACCUCCAUCUACCUGCUCCACUGGAUCCGGGUCAUCAGUACCCAUCUCUGUCCCACCAGCAAAAGUCCCUGAACGUCCAAAGUUUGCCCCACCACAGCCCCCCACUGAAAAGCAGCAGAAGACUGUGAAGGUCCCACCUCCAAAGCCCAUCAGAUUAUCAUCUAUGUCUACUUUGGAGUCCCCUCCUCACUCCCCUGCACCACCUCCCCCAAUACAGUCAUCAAAAUUGUCCACCUUUAACCCUCAAAACAAAGCAAAAGUUUAUGAUCCUCCAGAACCCACAUUUCCUAGCCAAAAGCCAAAAGCAAAGCAGAUGUUACUCUUACAAGAAUCAGGAUCAGUUGAAUCUGCACCUGUGCUGGUAACGGUAGAUGGAAAAGCUCCUCAAGCUUCUCAGCUAACUAAACCAGAGCCCAGAGCUGUAAAUGAAGUAAAGGAGGCAUUAGAAAUAAAACAAGACACCAUAUUACCUGAGUUCCAAAAAGAAAAGAAAAUAGAAGUUAAAACUGAGUCUAAAAAAGCAGCUCCAAUACCGGCUCCAAUAGUGGAGACUAAAGCAGAAAAUGUUCCAACUCAGUCUGAUAUUACCAAGCCCCUCCAGCCUCCAUCCUCACAGAAAACGACUAGUGUCCAGAUAAAUUCACACACUAACAAGAACCAAUUGAAAGCCUCUCCAGCUCAAGGCCGCAGCUUCAGUCCCUUAUUGGACCGUAAACUGUACAGCCUGAAGGCCAAUGAAACCAAACCGUCAACAUCGCCGUUGGCUCUCCUGCAGGCGGCAAAGGAAAGAGAGAAACAAAGAACCACUUCUUCUCUGUCACGCGAAAGCAGCACCAAGAUGAGUGAAUCAGUGUAUUCAAAUUCCUCUACUGACAUUCCAAGGUCAACUUCUUCAAUUAUACCCAGUCAAAUUAGGCCAAAUGAGAAUGCAACUGUUAGACCUGUAGAACAAAAGAUUCAGAGUCCAGAAAAACCCUUAAGUCCAACAGCCCUGGCCAAAGAUCAGAAACUAUCGAAUGAUUUAGUUUUGACUAAUUUCACAGCGUCCCCAACUGUGAACAGCCUGGGUGAGCAGAAGCAAAGGGCAGAGGAAAAACUCUCAAAGUUGCAGGAUGAACACAAUGACAUUCCUAAAGAGGUAACUUUGCCAUUGCUGCCUCCACCGCCAGAGUUCGGUGACUUUGAUGAUCAAAUACCAGAGUCACCACCCUCCAUCCGUCCGCCUGAUCCCCCCUCGACAAAAGCACCAGCACCCCCGGAAGUCACACCAACACCACUAGUAGUUACAAAGUCUCCAGCACCAGCUAAAGCCCUAGCUCAAACCCCAGCACCAGCUAAAGCCCUAGCUCAAACUCCAGCACCAGCUAAAGCCCCAGCUCAAAUUCCAGCACCAGCUAAAGCCCCAGCUCAAAUUCCAGCACCAGCUAAAGCCCCAGCUCAAACUCCAGCACCAGCUAAAGCCCCGGCUCAAUCUCCACCCCCUGCUAAAGCCCCAUCUCAAUCUCUAGCUCCACCACCAAAGCUCCCCCCUCCUGAUGUACAUGUCAAACCAAAGGCACCAGUCCAGACUAAAUCCAGUCCAGUCCCGACUCAACAACCAAACAAUAUUUCAUCCAACCAGGCCACCCUCCUUAGUAUUUUACAGAAGAAGAUGUUGGAAAUGGAUCACAAAAUGGCUCCAGUUAACAAGUCAGAGCAAGGCUCUGAUGAGUGGGGUAGCUCUUUGUUUGAUGAAGACAACAAGAUGCCACCGGUGCCAAAACCGAAACAGGAAAGCAAAAAUCCCCCCACCCCCACUAACAAAACAGCAUCUUUAGACAUGAAAGAGUUGGAGAACAAAGUACUACAUAAAAACCAGCAGAGCACACAAGUGAAAAGUCCCACCACCAAAAACGGGAUCCAAUCAAGACAUCAAUAUGGUUUGACGUUCACCAUCAGACCUGGAACCAAACAACCCAUAACACUUGUUAAUAAGGGGCACUGAUGUUGGACAAACCUGCUGUUCACACAGGAGCAUUUGCCAAAGCUACUUCCACAGUAAAAUGGGAUAAUUUGAAAGAUCUUCCUUUCUGCGACUCCGGCCUGUUUCUCUUUAAAUAAAAGACCAAUAAAAGCUACAUUUUUGGAGUGAGGCUAGGUAUUUAAAUGUUGUUAAUGUCAGAAAAAACAUUAACAAAGAGGCCUGUCAGAAACCUCACCAUUAAUAUGAUUUCUCAGAGUUUUUGUAAAUCCGCCUGUUUCCAUUAGACUAAUAAUGCAGGUCAAAGAAAUUUUUUCAUGUGUUGAGGAGAUGAAACACUUUGGCAAUUGAACAAGACAAUUUAAAUUUAAAUAGGAAAAAACAAUUGCAUUGUCUUAUUUCAGGUGCAUUUCAUCCAAUUGUCUUAUUUUAAGAGUAAAAUACUCAUUCCAUUGGCACAUCAUCUUUUUUACCUACUCAAAUUAAGGGUAAAUACAUUUGAUAUAAGACAUUAUUGCUUAUAUCUAGAUAAUUUUUGCAGUGUGAUCUUUUAAAUGUUGAUGCAGUAAAUCUCAUCAUUGAUGCAGAAUAGGUUAAAGCUUUGGGUCGUUUUUGCUGAAAUUUCAGAUAAAGAGUAGGUGCAGAUUGAUUUUUCUCUCUCAAAAACAACAACAAAGAUAACUUUAAAAAGAUAGCAAGAGUAAUGUGGUUGGCACCUAAACAUUAUGUAUCAUUUGUGCAAUAACACAAACAUGCCUGGCGAAGAUGUUACAAGCAUUUUAUUAUUAUUUUGGAAGUUAAUGCGGAAAUUGUAGGGAUGGUCGUUGUGUUUCUUAAGUAGAGCUUUCUUCAGAUCUAGACAUUAAUAUGGAUAAUCUUUAGAGUGUUGUGGCUUUUUUUCUGCCUGUUAAAUCCUAUUUUAUUUGGAGACGCACAAACCAGUCUACCAAUCUUUCCUUGACUGGCGCCUUUAAAAAAAAAAAUGUUCUCCUUAUUCUUUUUGAAUGUUUCCAAAAGUUUUGAAGAAAUCAGGAAAGCUUAGGGAAAUAUGUUUUGUGCAUAAAAGGAGUUAAUAGUUAUUUUGUGGGUUAAUCUUACAGGUUAAGAGAAGCUACGCGUUUUUGUUUUUCUAUUUUAUGCGGAUUAGUCCCAAAACAAUCAAAAUGGACAAUCUGAAAAUCGAUAUCAGGCAGGAAAAAAAGCCUCACCUGUGCAUUUAUACCUGUUUUUGUUUGUUUUUUAGCAAUUUCAAUGUAUACUGGAAAUUAUAUUUGUUUGUGUAAAUUCUGGAGGUUUUAAAAUGUCUUUAGUUCUCUCAAAUAUUAAUUGUAAAUUAAACCAUUGUAUAAAAGAUCUUUAUAUGCUGGAAUUACACACAAUGUACCCAUAAUGUUUACUGUUACAUGUACAUAAGUCCACCAGAACAAAGCAGACUGCCAAUUUAGGUAACCAGUUGCAUGGUUUUUUUAUAUUUAUUGAUUUUAAAAAUAUUUUAAUAUAAGGAUAUCCUGUGAUUAAUUAUUGAUGUAGUUACAUUCGCAUUAUUAUUGUACAUAAUAGCCUCAUGAUGAUUUUUUUUUUUGUCUGUGUGUAAUUUUUAUAAAGCUUUUAAGGAUACA